Aspergillus luchuensis is the source of this 717-nucleotide messenger RNA. RefSeq names its product ubiquinol--cytochrome-c reductase catalytic subunit RIP1 (gene rip1). Gene Ontology annotation, biological process: mitochondrial electron transport, ubiquinol to cytochrome c. Gene Ontology annotation, cellular component: membrane. Bases 1 to 717 code for a protein of 238 amino acids. NCBI's taxonomy places the organism in Eukaryota, Fungi, Ascomycota, Eurotiomycetes, Eurotiales, Aspergillaceae. The record is from RefSeq and is a predicted model, not a curated record. The transcript is spliced from 4 exons. Gene Ontology annotation, molecular function: 2 iron, 2 sulfur cluster binding; quinol-cytochrome-c reductase activity.
AUGUCUCUCUCCGCCGCUUCCAGCUCUAUCCUGCGCGCUUGCGCCCGGCAACAACUGCCCUCUUCUCGCGCCGCCAUUGCCUCCUGCCAGCAGCGGAGGGGAGUCGCUGAUGCCUCCAAGUCCACUUUCGAUAGCCCCUUCGGCAGCUCCAAGGAGUACUCGUCCACCCUGAAGAUCCCCGAUUUCAGCAAAUACCAGUCCAAGAAGCCCCCACGCUCCAACCAGGUCUUCUCUUACUUCAUGGCCGGUUCCCUCGGUCUGGCCUCUGCCGUCGGUGCUAAGGCCACUGUCCAGGACUUCCUGGUUAACAUGUCCGCCUCCGCCGAUGUCCUCGCCCAGGCUAAGGUUGAGAUUGGUCUCGGUGCCAUCCCCGAGGGCAAGAACGUUAUCAUCAAGUGGCGUGGUAAGCCCGUCUUCAUCCGUCACCGCACCCAGGACGAGAUCCAGGAGGCCCAGAAGACCGAGUGGCAGUCCCUCCGUGACCCCCAGGCCGACGAGGACCGUGUCCAGAAGCCCGAGUGGCUUGUCAUGCUUGGUGUCUGCACUCACCUUGGUUGUGUCCCCAUCGGUGAAUCCGGUGACUAUGGCGGCUGGUUCUGCCCCUGCCACGGUUCUCACUACGACAUCUCCGGCCGUAUAAGAAAGGGACCCGCUCCUCUGAACCUCGAGGUUCCCCAAUACAACUUCCCCUCCGAGGACACCCUCGUCAUCGGUUAA